Molecule: messenger RNA, 1804 nt
Organism: Juglans microcarpa x Juglans regia
Lineage: Eukaryota; Viridiplantae; Streptophyta; Magnoliopsida; Fagales; Juglandaceae
Product: ethylene-responsive transcription factor ERN1-like
Exons: 1
Coding region: 359-1567 (402 amino acids)
Biological process (GO): regulation of DNA-templated transcription
Molecular function (GO): DNA binding; DNA-binding transcription factor activity
Source: RefSeq, a predicted model, not a curated record
UUCAACAAAGAAAAAAAAAAUGCGAACUCUUAAACUAAUACCAAGAAAGAGAACUCUAAGGUACCUUUGGGCUUGGUCAAAUAAAAAUUCACUAAAAUAUUGCAGCAUUUACAUAUGGAUGACAAAAAUCAUGAAGAAACAAAGAAACAAGAACAAGUAGUAAGACCAUUUCAGCUGAUCUCCCCUCGCAUGCAUUUGACAGCAUCUUCCAAUCCGUUCAUAUAAAUGCAUCAGACCAACACGAACAGAAACACAUAGCAACCAAACCUUCACUGGCCACAAGAAUCCCCUAAAGCUUACCUAGCUUGGAGAAAAGGAGAGGUACAGAAGAGAAUUCCACAUAGAAAAACAAGUGUACAUGGCUAGAAAGAGAAAAGCUGGUCAUGAUGCAGUGGAAGACAAAAGUUCUAGUGAGGGAACCAUGGCUUGGGAAGAGAUGGUGAAGGAAGCUGCUGCAGCCGCUGCUCUAGGUGGUUCUGCGAGAGCCCGGAAGCGAUUUGUUGGUGUCAGGCAAAGACCAUCCGGUCGUUGGGUCGCGGAGAUUAAAGACACCAUACAAAAGAUAAGAGUGUGGUUAGGCACUUUCGAUACAGCCGAGGAAGCAGCCCGGGCGUACGAUGAGGCUGCUUGCUUACUGCGUGGUUCCAACACUAGGACAAACUUCUGGCCUUGUUCCUCCUCAUCAUCUUCAUCCCCUGCUCUUCCCUCAAAGAUCACGAAUCUUCUCCUCCAAAGGCUCAAAGCAAGAAAUGACACUUGCGCUGCUUCACACAUUUCUUCCCCGCCAAUCAGCCAGCAAGAAAAUAAACAAGCAGAAGUAUACAGAGAAGAAGAGACGGAUAUCUUAGAUACCUCGUUCACGCAUUACCUUAACGAUCCUGAAGAUUUCACCAACUGCACCAACAUCGUAACGAGUACUAGUACAGCUGCUAGUCCUGAUUAUAUGACCACGAGUUUUGAAUCCUCUAUAACUGAAAAAGAAGACUGCGGAGGGAGGGAAAUGGGCUUCGAUUACAAUUGGAGUAUUAAUGCAGCACAGACCUCUAGUGGUACUGAGGGUAAUUUUGGAGGGGAAGGAGAUCAGGAAGAUGGAGAAGACGCAACCGCUGAUGUAGGAACCAUGGAUUUCCAAUUUCUGGAUGCUGCUGGGACCUGUUUCUAUUCUCCAUUUGAGAUUGCUGAAGAGAUUAAUGCGGAACCAGUUGAACCAGAGAACUGCACUGACGAGCCAUCAAUGCUUAGAGCAGCCAUGAAGAGGAUGAAAUAUGAAAGGAAGUUCUCAGCUUCUCUCUACGCCUUCAAUGGGAUACCUGAGUGCUUGAAGUUGAAGCUCAGAUCAGGAAAUUUAAAUGUGAAAGGAAGAGGAAUCUCUGACCAACUAAGCCACCUACAAGAGGCAUGUCACAACAAAAUGGAGAAGAAUGCUGAAGUAUUUGAGGAAAUGAUGGGGAAGAGGGAGGAUAUCCCACAAAGUUCAGUUGAAAUGGGGUCGUCUUCUUCGAACAACGAUGGUGAAUUGUCACUUUGGAGCUCUCUGGAUCUUCCACCCAUCUGCUUUGUUAACUAAUUGAUAGAGCUUUUUAGUCCAUAAGGGUUUCAUGCUCUAUUUAAGAAGUGAAAAAAUUCACGCUUGUUUUAUUUAAUGUUGAUCUUCUGAUGUAUGGCAUAUGCCCGAGGAAAAAUUGAAAUGUAACGCUAUUUGUUAGCCAAUACGGUGAAGUAAUGUCCCAUUUUUUAUUCUUCUCCUGCUUAUAAGCAAGCAGAAGAGACCUAAACUGAGGUUUAAACCAUCCAAGUUGCAAUG